Messenger RNA from Coccidioides posadasii C735 delta SOWgp, 2408 nucleotides. RefSeq lists its product as uncharacterized. NCBI's taxonomy places the organism in Eukaryota, Fungi, Ascomycota, Eurotiomycetes, Onygenales, Onygenaceae. The record is from RefSeq and is a predicted model, not a curated record.
AAGCUACGCCGUGCAAAUGCCAUGUCCCUCUUCCAUUUAAGCAUGUCACCGUUAAAGAACCACGAGGAAUGGGCCAAGGUCUUGUUUUGUUCGAGACUUGAUGGUCCUGUAGGUACACAUUGACAUAAUUACUUUGCAGAGGUGAUCUCACUUUGGCGUCACUAUUAACGCGCCAGGUAGUGUUAUAUAUCCCUUCUACGCGCCCAACAACCCGCCUACGUCGAAAAACGCUCCGUAGGGACAGUCCCCCUUCGCAAUUGACCGCCGUAUAUGUUGGAUUUCUAUAUCAUACCCUUCGAUUGUGGAUAAUGGAUACGACACGGGUCGCGUUAUCAUGGGUCCCAGCAGAAGCUCCAUCCAGCCAACUCACCGCACAGCUGGAGCAAUCCCAGGCCCAAACCACCGAUCUAAACAUCACCACCCCCAAAGAACAUACCGCUUUGCUAGAGAACGAUGCCACGACAAAACAGCCGGCACCUUCCGAAGCAGCUAUUGAAUUUCCGUCCCGUUCGUGCACGCCGCUGCCAUCACGACCCUCUAAUUCUAGUAAGGAUGACGCUUCUUCCGUCGGGACUCCGGCAACUCCGCAGAGGAAAGAUAACCCAGCACACGGCCUUUCCCUUAAUUUACCCCCGAGACUCUUUUCUAGUCCUUUCAGUCGCGGCCCAGCCUCCCCAAAGCUCGAUUCGGCCCAUAUUUACACUUCGCCUUCCUCCGUGUUGCCGCGACGAUCGAGGGGGCUGGAUUUCUCCCGGGCUUCGACAAAUCUACACCACUCAACAUUAGCCGAAGCAUCCCCAGAUUCUUCUCCAGUUGUGAGUGGUAGAGGUGUGACAAUUCCCCAGCGCCGUGCAGGGAAUAAUGGUGGCUUUGCCUCCCCGAACAACUCCCACAACUACACCUGGUCAGCUUCCGGGCAUGGUGACAGGAACAUGAUAUCUAGCUCUGUGAGUAGCAUAAAUAUGAUGGACUCAGAUUCCUCAAGUUGCAGCGAUGAGGAGGAUGAUGGGUCCCUCCUUGCACUGGAACGGGGAGAACCCACCAUCUCCACUCCCCAGCCUUCCAGGUCUACGCAUAAUCUAUCGGGCGCACCUUUUCCGAAUGUGGCUCAGAGCCCAGCGACAGACUGGAUACAUAAUCUACCCAGUACGAAGCCCAGUCUUAUGAGCUUCCAGCGGGCACGAUAUCGAGGUCGGACGAGACAUAGCUCAACCAGCACAAGCGGCACUAGCUCUAGGCCUAGCCCAGGGCCAAGGUCCCCGCCUGUGAUAAAGAGCAUCGAAACGUUCCCGUCGGGGUAUUUUUCUAAGGAAGCUAUUAUUGCUGAUGUCAAGUCACGUCGGGAAAGCUUGAGUCUCGGGACAAACGACCUGCGCUUAUCAGAUAUGAGCGAUGAUGGCGAAACCAAGCAGGGAGUAAGUAGCUCAUCUAGUGGCUCUAUUGCCGGAGGUUCCAAUCCGGAGUUGGCCCGACGCGGAGUAAUACGCCGAGCAGUAACCAGACGGGGGAACCUAUUGCCGAAAACCAAAAAUUUUGCUCGAAUAAAGGCAACUCUGAUGGAAGAAGGCGCUCCAAUUGAGAGCGAAGCAAAGCAAGAGGCCGAAGUUAUUAGACAGGUGCGGGAGAGUGACACCUCAGUGCCUUCUCUAUCACCCUCUUUAAUUAAUUCGGCGUUGCCAUUGGAUUCCUGUGAAAAUCAGCCAGAUACCACCAUAACCCAUAAUCAACCGAAGGCUGAUUUUAACCAACAAGCUUCUGAAAACUCUGGAGGGGUACAGUUUUGGAAUUCAUUUGACGACCGCUAUCAAACGCCGCCCCCUUCUAUCUACAAAACAAAGGAUUCUGUCGGAGAUACGGUGAUGCAAACUCCACCGGGCCAUCCAACACCUUCGUUUGUACAACCACGCCCAUUCGGCCCCCAAGCCGUAUUGUCUCAAGCGGCUACAGAUCUUUCGCAAAGACUGAGCAAGCGGCGUCGAGUUGAUGACCUCGACCUUGACCUCGCUUCCUUUAAGCGUCGUGCGGUCUCUCCAGGCACCAGUACUCAGAGCAGCCCAAGUCAAUCUCAAGCGUUUUCAUUUCCAGAGAGCAGUCAGUCAGGUCAUCUGUCCAAAGCCAAAAUUUGUCCAACGUCGACCCAGAGCACAAGUAGCGGACAUUCACAGACUGUCAAGCGAGUCGGUUUGCAGGGUAUGAGUGAAGCGAACGAGGGAUUCAUGAACAUGACCAUUGAUUAGGUUGGAGUAGGAGGACUUGUUACUAACAGUAAGCGGAGUGCGACAAUUUUUUCUCGCUGUAUCUCGAUUCCUACGGAUUACUAUUAUUUGUGGGUUCAUCUUUUGGAGUUAUUGGCAAUCUUAGGGGACUAAACUAAGGAGUUAUUAUCCCUACUAUCACUAUUACUAUUU